Messenger RNA from Malaya genurostris, 2567 nucleotides. RefSeq names its product acyl-CoA-binding domain-containing protein 4-like. Bases 944 to 1894 code for a protein of 316 amino acids. Gene Ontology annotation, molecular function: fatty-acyl-CoA binding. The transcript is spliced from 4 exons. The record is from RefSeq and is a predicted model, not a curated record. NCBI's taxonomy places the organism in Eukaryota, Metazoa, Arthropoda, Insecta, Diptera, Culicidae. Gene Ontology annotation, biological process: fatty acid metabolic process.
UCGUACUCGAAACAUCUGCGUCUAGUGUCGUGGCUUUUAGGCCGUACGUGACAUUGUUCUCCAUGAUAUUUUUCUUCUGUACUGAUUGUCCCUGAAGAAACCAAUUCGACAAAAAAAAGUGUCUUACAGUAGAACUCUUGUUGUAAAUGAGUGUGAGUAGUUCAUGCUAAUUACGCCGAAUUCUAUAAUUGAGAUAGAUAGGAGUGUAAUGCUAAAAUUAAAACUACGCUGCGGAAAAAUCACUCUGAAUGUGAUAAAGUUUUAGUACUUCAAUAUCAUUUUGAUUGAACUGUAGGUGAUAGAUGAAAUGACGUGACUUAGUGAAAGGCAAGCCUGAGGUGUACAGUAUAAAUAAUAACGACCCUCUCCUAAAUGUAUCGAACACGGAACGUAAUUGACCGUAGUAAUAUCUGCAUGGUUGUAUUCAAGGGCAGUUCCGUAGGAUUGUUAAUUUGAGACGUUUUCUGUUGUCAAAACUCGGCGGUGAAGACCAAUUAUUCAGGCCCUGAACGAAAGUUUAAUAGUUCCUUCAGUCAACAGUUGCUGGUACUGCAUUUGAAGUCACUGUCGUAGUCGUCGUCGGUUAAUAUGUACAUAUAAUUACACGUUUCAAUCGCCCCGGAUACCGCACAUGAGCUCUGUACUUAAACAAAAAAAAAAGUCGGCAAAGUAUAGUGCAGCCUAGUAGUGUGCGGCAGAAUAUAACUUUACGUAACUAGCCGUAUGAAGCUGCACUGCGACCUAUUUUUUGAAUGCUGGUCUUUGGGUGCUCAUGAAGAUAUUUUUGUGUUGUAGUUAGUUCAUGUUGUGAAAAACCGCUUCAUACAAAGGCGGAUAAAGGUAGCAUACAGUUGCGGGUAGUAGGAUUCGAUUCACCGACAGCGUAGCUAAGUACUGAAUUGACGUUCGGAAGGCAGAGUGAUACGCAAAAACAAACCGAAAGAUGUCUAUCGAGGACCGAUUCAACGCCGCUGUGAACGUUAUUCGAAGUCUACCGAAAAAUGGACCUUAUCAACCAAGCAAUGAUAUGCUGCUUACUUUCUACUCGCUUUUCAAACAAGCGACCAAAGGAAAGUGUUCGGAGCGACGUCCCGCGUUUUGGGAUGUCGUCAAUCGAGCCAAAUGGGAUGCCUGGAAUCGACUGGGAGAAAUGCCGAAAGAGGUGGCUAUGCAGAAGUACGUCGAUGAGUUGAAAAAGAUCGUCGAAACGAUGUCGUACACCGACAAUGUGGCCAACUUCUUGGAGCACGGUUUGGGCGAUGAAAGUGUCAGCAUCAAAGACUUAGAUAUUGUCGCCCCGGAUACCAUGCAGAAGGUUCGUUCCCGGCCCAAUUCACCACUGGCAUCACGUGAUACCAGCCCAGUGCGGGGCACUGCUCAACCGACGCCGCUCGUCAAUGGCUAUCACAACGGUGCCGCGGUUAAACCGGUGCUCACUAAUGGCUACCUUCAUUACUACCAGAACGGAAAUACGCAGUCGGAUAUGAGCGAUGACGAGUACAUUGACACGGUGGAUGAUUCCGAAACCGAGUAUCCGUUCCGUCCGGUUGGAGUCGUAUCGAGUCACGUGUCACGCAAUCGGAUGACACAAUCAGCUGCUGCUGCGGCUGCUGUUGGCACCGUUGAGUUAACUGCCAAUCGAGAGUUGUACCCAGAAGUAACCUCCCAACUGAACCGGACCAUCGAACGACUUAACGCCAGUGUUCAACAGGUCAACAACCGGAUCAAUGUGGUGGAACAAACGAUCGCCAGUAUGCGUAGCGUCCAGCAGCGGUCUAGAAACUACCCUCCCUGGUGGCCGUUUGAGGAGAUCUCGCCAAGGCUGCUUGCGAUGAUCAUUCUGUGGCCAUUGGUCGCUAACCGGAUGAUGGUCUGGUUGCAGCGAAGGAAAUAAACUCACUAACUAGCUGUGGGCUAGUUCAGUGCGACGGGGCAGACGGGCGUGGAUUACUAACUUGAGUGCGGUGUAAAUACUAGUGAUUUUAGGUUUAGAUUAUUUUUUCAGUUGAAUAGGAAGAUUUACAUAGCAAAGCCCAAUUGAAGGGGGCAUAUUUGAAACAGCUCUAAAGGUUUAGGCUAAUUACAUUCCGGCUGGGUGCAGGUUGCCUUUAUAAAUAAUAAUCCAAGGUAGCUCAGGUAUUUUAAGUUAACGUAGAAGAGUGGUUGCAGUGGUAAUUCUACCGUUUGGCAAUGGUAUGCCUAGUGUUAAUGAUGAUCAUUCAUUUGAGUAAAUCGACGAAACAGAACGCAACACGCUCCACUGUCAAGAACAAAAGUGCAAUUUAUAUUACCAUGUAUAGUAUGUAUGUUUUGCUGCAUUUUUUCGGACAAUUUUCUUAUCUUCAGCGAACAAAUCCUUCUAGCUUUUAAUUUUCAUUUAUUUACAAACCCCGGAAGACAAGUUACCAAAAUGAAAUCGUUUCUUUUUUUUACUUUUCAUUUGCUGACAUGUUUUAUAAGUAUUAUUUGUUUUUUUCAUCCGUACUCUCGAAGUGUUUAUAAAACAAAAUCCAACUCAAGCGUAGGAAGUUCAACGAAAUACACAACUAGAGCUAACAAAGAUGUCG